UCACUCAUUCUUUAUCAUGAUGUCGGGUUUCAGUCUUCAUCUGGAAUAUAACAGGCUGCAGUGAUCAGAUCUCUGAUGUCAACCAGAGGAAAUAAUCCACAGCAGAACCAAAGCCAGUCAAUCACAAGUGUUCAACAGAACCGCAGCUUACACACGCCGACCGUAAAACCACACAUUUGAAUAAAACGGGCGGACGGACGGGCCAGUCCUGCUCCGCCAUGGCCAGCACCAUCAAGGUAAGACUUCAGAAACACAAGAGAUGCACAUGACAUGGUCAUCACACAUCGACCUAAAAACACCUGCCUGUCAUUUAUAAUCAACCUUAUCUUACACUUCUCUCAAAGUUAUUCAAAACAAUUCUUGCAGUUAUGUCAAAAGUAUUUUUAUACAUAUUUGUCUUGCUAAACAUUAAAAAAUGUUAUAAAAACAUUAUUAAUGUUGUAUCAUCAUCAGUGCAAAGGUUCAAACAUUCUGAAUUAACGUUUUCAUAAUGUUGUUAGAAUAUAUUUUUGUCAGCUGCUGUUUGAUUUGUUCAGAUUCUCUGCAUCUGUUGUCUGUUUGUCUUGGUGUCAUUUAUUCUUCUUUUGUGAAGCGCUUAAUGUUUUAUUAUUCAUUUGUAUUUUGUUCUUGUGGUUUUUCCACUGUCAGGGAACUCAACAGCGUUUUAUGUUGCCAUUCAGAUUAAAUUGAUGUGUUUGAAAACGUUUUCUGUUUGAUUUCAGAAUUCUCAAACAUACAAAAGAAAGCACAUUUGAAGCUCUGAAACACAUGAAAUAUUGUGUAUUAGAUGUCAGUGUAAAUGUUUUAGACGUACAUUUACUGUUAAACUCAUCAGACGUAUCAUUUCUCUUCUAGUUUCUUUCUUCAUGUUUGUAAAUCUCUCCGUCGGCUUUAUUUGAAAGUCACAUUUCUGUUGUUGAGAGAAAGUCUCUGUAAUGUCAUCUCAAGCAUGUCUGUGAGAACGCAGCUGUAGAUUCAUCAGGUUGGCUUGUUUUCUCUGUGUUCAGGAGAUGAUUGGAGACCUUCAGGUGGGGUUUGUUGACGUUGCUCUCUCUCUCUCUUUUGUGCUGUUAAUGAUGGGUGUUCCUCAUCUUCCAUUGCUGAUGGAUGAUGGGAUGUUUCCUCUUGAACAUUCUCAGACCCUGUUAUCCUGAUGGCACUCUGAUGCAGGAAUGCAGGAAAUGAUGUCACAGCAGCACUUCCUGUCUACUGCGUUCAAUGUUCCUUUAGAGGCGCUGUCAGUGGUGAGUGAGGAUCAGUCUUUAUAUGAGUGCACAUACAGAGAGUCUGAAGGUAAGACGGAGAUGACGGCGUCCAGUGAAUUCAUCAGUCCAAGAGUUCAGCGGCAGGAUUGGUCAGCUCCGCCCACUGGACGUGUCACGGUGAAGAUGGAGUACGGUGCAGGAGCGGCGCAGGUGAACGGCUCCAGAAGUUCUGCAGAUUGUAAUGUAGGUAAAGGAAAAGUCUCUUCUGGUGCAAAUGUUCCAGUGACCUUCAAUAACUACAUGGAGGACAAACAUGUGCCACCCAUGAGCACCAAUGAACGCAGAGUUAUUAUACCUGCAGAUCCCAGCGUGUGGUCCACAGAUCACGUGCAGCAGUGGUUGGAUUGGGCCGUGAAGGAAUAUUCUCUUCCAGACGUGAACGUGUGUCUGUUUCACAGCGUUGAUGGGAAGCAGUUGUGUAAGAUGAGCAGAGAGGAGCUUCAGCAUCUCACCGGCAUCUACACGGCUGAUGUUCUUCUCUCUCACCUGCACUACCUCAGAGAGACUCCUCUUCCUCACUUGACCUCAGAUGAUGUUGACAAAGCCUUGCAAAACUCUCCACGGUUAAUGCAUGCGCGCAAUACAGGAGGAGCGAGUUUUAUUUUCCCAAACGUCUCCAUUUAUCCGUCAGACGCUCCCAGAUGUCAAAGCAGAGCAGACUUCAGUUAUGAUGCUGUCCGCCGCUCUGUGUGGCCCCAAAUACUAUCUGCAUCUAAAGUUUCUCAGAGUUCUGCUGCUGCUAUGACCAAAGCUGAAGAGCACAGAGGCCAGCUAGAUCUGUAUCAGAUUUUUGGACCCACUAGCAGCAGAUUGGCCAAUCCAGGUUCUGGUCAGAUCCAGUUGUGGCAGUUCCUCCUGGAGCUUCUGUCCGACAGCUCAAACUCGUCCUGCAUCACAUGGGAGGGCACCAACGGAGAGUUUAAGAUGACCGACCCGGACGAGGUGGCCCGCCGCUGGGGCGCGAGGAAAAGCAAACCCAACAUGAACUAUGACAAGUUGAGUCGAGCUCUGCGCUACUACUACGACAAAAACAUCAUGACCAAGGUGCAUGGCAAACGCUACGCUUACAAGUUUGACUUCCACAGCAUCGCGCAGGCCCUGCAGCCCCACCGUCCGGAGUCGCCUGUCUAUAAAUACCCGGCGGAUCUGCCCUACAUCAGCUCAUACCACCCUCAGAAGAUCAACUUCAUGUCUCCUCAGACGAUGCCCGUCGCCUCCUCCGCUGUCUUUGCCGCCCCGAGCCCUUACUGGAUCUCCCCCACGCCGGGCAUAUACCCCACCCCCCGCCACCCCCCCGCACACAUGGGCUCCUACUACUAAACG
This is a messenger RNA of Triplophysa rosa, 2588 nucleotides long. RefSeq names its product ETS transcription factor ERG (gene erg). The coding region runs from base 1173 to 2585 and encodes 470 amino acids. Gene Ontology annotation, biological process: regulation of transcription by RNA polymerase II; cell differentiation. Gene Ontology annotation, molecular function: sequence-specific DNA binding; DNA-binding transcription factor activity, RNA polymerase II-specific. Gene Ontology annotation, cellular component: nucleus. NCBI's taxonomy places the organism in Eukaryota, Metazoa, Chordata, Actinopteri, Cypriniformes, Nemacheilidae. The record is from RefSeq and is a predicted model, not a curated record. The transcript is spliced from 12 exons.